CGGGCUGAAAAAACGCCCGGUGGGGGGGGUGGGAGGUGUAGGAGGGGGAGGCUGCAGUGGGAGGAGCCACGAGAAGAUCUAUUCCAUAGACUCAGACCAGGCCAGUCUACACUCCGCCCCGCUCUACCAGAGAGACAGCCUCCAGGAACCCCCCGACGUCACACACACGCACUCUGACCUCAGACACUCUCACUCGGAGCACUCCAACACCGGGGACACUUCCGUCCUGCAGCUGAGCGCCAGUCUGCUGCACCACAGCCACUCUGCCGACGCUGACCUCCACUCUCUGAAGGACAAGAAGUACAGCACCUACAAACACACCAGCACAGGAGCUGCCUCCUCAGGCAAAGACAAGAGCAAUGGUUCCUACGAUGCCCCAGGGGGCCAGAGACAGACCCAUUGCCGGUCCUGUCUAGGGAAGUUAUCAGGUUACUCUGGUCUGUACACAGUCCGCUCCCCUCAGAACCGCUGUGAUGCCUGCAUCCACCUGGGAAACCUCUACGACAUCAGUGAAGACCAGCUGCAGUACCAGACCUAUUCACAGGCACACGCACACUCCCCAAACACACACUCUCCACACGCACACUCUCCACACGCACACUCCCCACACGCACACUCUCCACACGCACACUCUCCACACGCACACUCCCCACACGCACACACACACACCCAGCACACACACCCUCACUCUGGCGGGGACAUGUUCACCCACUACCUGCCUCAGAGCGAGCUGGGUCUGGUGGGCGAGGGUGAUGGGUUGGUGAGUCACUACCUCCCCCCUGCCGGAACCUCCCCCCCAGGAUCUCACCUCUCCACCCAGCUCAGCCGACAGCCCUCCUACGAGAACGUCCCUGAGAAGCAACAGCAGCAGCGUCGGGGGGGCGGCAGGGAGUCAGAGCGGCAGCAGAGUCAGUUCAGAGGGUUCAGUCUGCCAGACAGGGACAACAGCAGAGAUAACAACAGCUUUGGUCUCCUGGAGGAUAGUCCCUAUGCUAACGUCCUCACCAUGCGCUCUGACCGACCCUACUCCUCCUCCCCCCUCAACCACUCUCUGGAUCCCGUCCUGCCCCUCCCCCUGCCCCUCCCCCGCCGCUCCAAGUCCCUGUACCCCGACCGGCCCUCCCAUAACCCCUUCCUGCAGGGCGGAGGGGGGACGGGGCAGCGAGGAGAGAACAGCCUGGCCGCAGCACAGCGCCUGGCACAUGGCCGCUCCGCCACCGACCUCUACAAACAACUAGUCCCCCUGGCGAUGACGCUCGGCAACCACCACGGGCAUCCCCACGGUAACCACCAGGAGUUCUUCUACCCCGUGGCCUCAGAGACGGCCGUGAUGUCGUACGUGAUGGCUCCGCCCGCCGUGGCGGCCCAGCAGCCAAUCGGCUACGUGACGGCUCCCCGGGCCUCCAGCGCCGGUGGAAACAGGCCACGCCUCUACCGACGCAUGCCCAGCAUCGAGUCCGACGUCUGAGACACACAUACGGGAGAGAGUUUGUGUGUGCUGGUGUUAGGGACAAAUCUGACUUAACAAACACACACACACACAGCUGAACAGAACAGUCCUAGUCCUCAGUGUUUUCUAUGAGGUGUUAAACCUCCUUCAUAAACCACUAAUACUAUACAACCUAUAAACAGGUGGUCUACCACUGACUUUACAGGAGAG
Molecule: messenger RNA, 1660 nt
Organism: Oncorhynchus tshawytscha (Chinook salmon)
Lineage: Eukaryota; Metazoa; Chordata; Actinopteri; Salmoniformes; Salmonidae
Product: glutamate receptor ionotropic, NMDA 2A-like
Exons: 2
Coding region: 701-1468 (255 amino acids)
Source: RefSeq, a predicted model, not a curated record